Molecule: messenger RNA, 942 nt
Organism: Trichomonas vaginalis G3
Lineage: Eukaryota; Parabasalia; Trichomonadida; Trichomonadidae
Product: protein serine/threonine kinase protein
Exons: 1
Coding region: 1-942 (313 amino acids)
Biological process (GO): protein phosphorylation
Molecular function (GO): protein kinase activity; ATP binding
Source: RefSeq, a predicted model, not a curated record
AUGAACCCAAGCGAGCUUGAAUUCUUCAAGCAGCAAAAAAUGAAUAUUGAACAAUCCAUUGCAGUGGGUGGUUUCGGAGAAAUAUUCUUAGUCUAUAGCGAACAAUAUAAAAUGCAUUUUGCAAUGAAGAAAAUAGAAUCCAAGUUCUUCAACCGUACUGAAAUUGAUGUGCUUCAGUCCAUUGAUAAUAACAAUAUAGUAAGACUUUAUAGCUAUUUUGAACUUGGUGAACAUGUUUUCUUAUUGAUGGAGUAUUGCCCUUCAGAUCUCUAUCAAUAUGUAAAAGAAAAUGAAGAUAUAGAACCAGAAAAACUCCGGAAGUACAUUCAAGAAAUGGUUCUCUCAAUAAAGGCUUGUCACGAUUAUAAAAUCGCGCAUAAUGAUAUCAAGCCUUCAAACUUCCUUUUGGACAAGUAUGGAAGAGUAAAAGUAUGUGAUUUUGGUCUCUCAAUGAUUCAUGAAGAAGAUUCGUUAAGUAAAUCUUAUAAAGGAACUCUAUUUUUCAUGGCCCCAGAACAACUUAGAAGAACAGAGUAUAAUCCAAUAAAAGCUGAUAUUUGGUCUCUUGGUGUAACCAUGUUCUAUAUGGCAACAAAAACGUAUCCAUUUAUUGCAUCACAUCCCGAUCUCAUUUUGAAGCUAAUUGACAAUGGUAACUACCCAAUCUUCGCUGUAAAGAAUCCUAAUCUUAGAAGAAUCAUUAUGAAAUGCCUCCAGGUGGAUCCAUCACAACGUCCAACCUGUGAAGAAAUAUUGGCAAUGCCUUAUUUCGCCAGUAAUUCCAUUAAAGGUGUUGGUAUCCAUGCAAUUGCUUCUACAAACCAUUGCAAAUUGAUCUUGAAACCAAACGCAAGUUCAGAAAAAUCUAUAUUCGAUAACAAGCACUCAUUUGUCUCCAGUAAGAGACUUAGACCAAAAUCCCUGCUUAAUACCAAGAGAUGA